Molecule: messenger RNA, 1062 nt
Organism: Morone saxatilis (striped sea-bass)
Lineage: Eukaryota; Metazoa; Chordata; Actinopteri; Moronidae
Gene: dpp7
Product: dipeptidyl-peptidase 7
Exons: 6
Biological process (GO): proteolysis
Cellular component (GO): vesicle
Molecular function (GO): dipeptidyl-peptidase activity; serine-type exopeptidase activity
Source: RefSeq, a predicted model, not a curated record
UUUCAGGUGGCCUGUGAAACCAUGCUGAGUGGAUCGGACCUGCUCACUAACCUCAGGAACACAGCAGGGAUCGUGUACAACUCUACUGGGCUGCUGACCUGUUUUGACCUGUACAAUCUGUAUUUGGAGUGUGCUGAUCCCACCGGCUGCGGACUGGGCUUUGACAGCCUGGCCUGGGACUACCAGGCGUGCACAGAGAUCGAUCUGUGCUAUGAGAGCAACAAUGUGACAGACAUGUUUCCUCCCAUGCCCUUCACCGAGAAAGACCGCAAGCUUUACUGCUCCAAGCGCUGGGCUGUGGUUCCACGACCAGACUGGCUCAAAAUCCAGUUCUGGGGAGAUGCCCUCUCCACAGCCAGCAACAUCAUUUUCUCCAAUGGAGAUCUGGACCCAUGGGCAAACGGAGGGGUGCGCAAGUCCUUGAGCUCAUCACUGAUAGCGAUCAACAUUUCUGGAGGAGCCCAUCAUCUGGACCUGAGAGGAUCUAAUGAUGCUGAUCCAGAGUCAGUAAUCAGGGCCAGGAAGACAGAAGCAGACCUCAUCGCACAGUGGGUGAAGAUGGAGAGGACCAGAAUAAGGCAGUCAUCUUAAAGCACAGGUUCACUUUGUUUCAGGACUGGAAAUGCAUAAAUGUAGUCAUUUCCUGUCAGAUCAUAAAUCAAAUAGUUUGACACCACUGUAACACAAUUCAGAUUCACUUCAAACAAGGGCUGUCACGAUCGAUUUUCUCUACACAAUAAUCAUGAUUACAAUGUCAUUAUUUAAUUUUAUACCAUGAUUAUCAUCAAUAUCGGUAUAUUGUGACAGCCCUACUUCAAAGUUGUACAGGAAAUAUUGGAAUGUUUUAAUCACUUUUCACCUCAAGCAGUUUGGCUAAAAAUGAUAAAACUGCCCCAUAAUGAUUUUCUAAAGUAUUUAAAAAGCUUGCAUUGUCCAACCAGCAGAUCAGAACCCAAAGAUGUUCCUGUUACAAUCGUGGAAUAUCUAUCUACAGCAGGCUUUGUUUUAUGACUCAAUGAUCAACAAAAAUGUGUUUGUUCAAUAAAAUCUCUUUAAUGUCUA